GCCCAUGAGAUGCCAAGAAUCGGACGGAAAGUGGGUGCCGCGCCUACCUACGGGAUCGGGGCGGCGAGUGUUAAUUACACCCUCAUCGUGAUACUAUUGGAAUACUCUGCCUGGGGCCUCCUGACGAUGCCCAUGAUUGCCACGCUGAAGGAAACCUUUCCGGAGGAGCCGUUCCUUAUGAACGGUCUGGCCAUGGGUAUCAAGGGUAUACUCUCGUUCCUCUCGGCACCGCUGAUCGGAGCCCUGUCCGAUAUCUGGGGACGCAGGCUGCUGCUGCUGGUGACGGUGACAUUCACCUGCCUGCCCAUUCCGUUGAUGUUUGUCCACAGCUGGUGGUUCUUCGUGAUAGCCUCAUUCAGCGGUGUCUUUGGGGUGACCUUCUCGGUGGUGCUUGCCUAUGUGGCGGAUGUGACACAGCCAGAGGAGCGCUCGCGGUCGUACGGGGUGCUCUCGGCCACGUUUGCGGCUAGCCUGGUGAUAUUUCCGGCUUUGGGUAACCUCCUCAUGGAUAUGUACGGAAUCAAUGCGGUGGUGCUCUUCGCCACAAUUAUCGCAGCGAUGGAUGUACUGUUCGUUUGGCUGGCCGUACCCGAGAGUCUGCCCAAAAAGGUGCGCACCAGCAUCAGCUGGAAGCAAGUGAAUCCCUUUCUGAAUCUGCGGCGCAUGGACUCCGACAAGAGCAUCCUGAAGCUGUGCCUCAUCAUCUCGCUGUUAAUGCUGCCCGCAGCCGGCGAGUACUCCUGUGUGCCCGCCUACCUCAAGCUCAGGAUUGGCUUUGACUUUGUGGAGCUCUCGACUCUGAUUGCCUUUAUUGCCUUCCUCAGCAUAGCCAUGAACAUGGUCCUCGGCUCCCUAACACGAGCCUUUGGAGCCAAGCGAGUCAUUCUCGUGGGUUUGGGAUUGAAUAUGCUGCAGCUGCUCCUGUAUUCCUUUGGCACUGAGAAAUGGAUUAUGUGGAUGGCGGGACUUGUGGCCGCCCUGGGAUCCAUGAGUUUUGCGGCGUUGAGCGCCUAUGUAUCGAUCUACUGCGACUCCGCGAGCCAGGUAGUGGUCCAGGACACGAUCAAUGGGCUAUCCAGCCUAUGCAAUGGCCUUGGACCGGCAGUGUUCGGCCUUAUCUUUUAUCUCUCCGACAUGGAUCUGAGUGAAGGUCCAUCCACGAAUGUGGACCAAUUUCAAGAGCAUACUGUGGCAGCUCCCUUUAUGUUCGGGGCCAUCUGUGUGCUCAUCGCCAUUCUGGUGGCCAUCUCCAUCCCCCCGGGCCAUGAAUCGAAGGGGAAGCAGGCGGAUUUAUCCGAGAUGCAUUAUGUGAUUGAAAUGUGAUUGUUGCUGAAGCCCCCAUUAUCCACAUAGAAAUAAACCAAGAUUCGGUUUAGAUUUAAA
Messenger RNA from Drosophila obscura, 1383 nucleotides. RefSeq names its product hippocampus abundant transcript 1 protein. Gene Ontology annotation, molecular function: transmembrane transporter activity. Gene Ontology annotation, cellular component: membrane. The record is from RefSeq and is a predicted model, not a curated record. NCBI's taxonomy places the organism in Eukaryota, Metazoa, Arthropoda, Insecta, Diptera, Drosophilidae. Gene Ontology annotation, biological process: transmembrane transport.